Molecule: messenger RNA, 1428 nt
Organism: Diaporthe amygdali
Lineage: Eukaryota; Fungi; Ascomycota; Sordariomycetes; Diaporthales; Diaporthaceae
Product: cytochrome P450
Exons: 6
Coding region: 1-1428 (475 amino acids)
Molecular function (GO): oxidoreductase activity, acting on paired donors, with incorporation or reduction of molecular oxygen; heme binding; iron ion binding
Source: RefSeq, a predicted model, not a curated record
AUGCAUGUGGUUGGCUCUUUGCAGGCCAUGAUGAAUAAUCUCUUCUCCGUGACUUCAAUAGUCGCGACGCUUGCAGUUCUCCUCUUCGCGAGAUGUGUCGCCCAGAUCCUCCAUCGACGCCUAUGGCACCCACUCCGCGCCGUACCUGGCCCAUGGGCGAACAGUGUAUCGGAGCUGCCCGCCGCCUUCGCCUUGGUCACAGGCAACCAGCAUUUGUACUACCGGUCAUUACAUGACAAGUAUGGCCCAGUCGUACGCGUAUCUCCCAACGAGCUAAGCUUCGUCCGUCCAGAAGCUCGCGAAGAAAUUUAUGGUCUUCGAAAAGGUGGUCUAAACAUGGAGAAAAGUCCGAUUUUCCUCGGAGCUGUUGGAGGCGUAGAUGGACAGACCGGCAUGAGCAACAACCUGUGGAUCUAUCGAGUUGAUACUUACCUUGCAUUCGAUGUUAUGGGGGAUCUGUGCUUUGCGGAGCCGUUUGGAUGUCUAGAACAGGCAUCGGCCACAGAGUGGUCUACAUCCGUAAUCAAUGUCUUCGUGGCAGCCACUUGGACACAAGGCAUACGCCGACUUUCUGGCGUUGGCACAUGGCUUGAAUCUCUGAUGAUUCGGCUUCUCGUUCCUGCGAAGGCGGCUGAUUGGGCCAAAAUACACCUGAGGAACUCGCGCGAGAAGACAAUUCGUCGCCUCGCAGACCCUGACAGAGAUCACACAGACUUCAUGUACCACAUCCUCAUCAACAAUGAGUCGAAGAAGUCUUUAUCCCAGACAGAGAUUAUCCUAAACAUGGCACUCUUCAUCAGUGCCGGAACAGAUACGACAGCUACUGCCCUCACCGGCUGGACGUACUUCGUCUGUACACACCCAAAGGUGUACAGCCGCCUCGUUAAAGAAAUUAGAGAUGCCCUGGAGAUAGACGAAGAUGUUAGAUGGGAAAAGGUACGGGACCUCCGAUACCUUGAGGCUACCAUUCACGAGGCGCUUCGUCUAUUCCCGCCGUCGCCAGCAAGCCAGCAACGAAUGGUCCCCCGAGGCGGCGCGACGAUUGACGGCUACUAUGUUCCUGCAGGGACGACAGUCGCUGUCCCACCCUGGGUGUCAACACACUCACCCUUAAACUUCUACAACCCCUACGAGUUCAGACCAGAGCGCUGGCUUGGAGAGGAGAGCGAGUUCUCGAACGAUCGACUAAAUGCUUCAUUGCCCUUUGGGACUGGACCCAGAGUUUGUAUCGGGAGAAACUUGGCUUACAUGGAGAUGCGGCUCAUCUCGGCGCAUUUGCUAUGGAACUUCGAUAUCGCACUUGACAGAGGGGAGUAUGAGGCCAAGAACGAUGUGUGGGGGCUUGAUGGCAAUCUGAAGCCUUUCAAGAUAUUCCACUCGAUGACCAAGCCGGAAUUAUGGGUGCGGUUGAAGAAGGUUUCGCAGUGA